Cynoglossus semilaevis (tongue sole) is the source of this 1645-nucleotide messenger RNA. Its product is annotated as C2 calcium-dependent domain-containing protein 4C-like. The coding region runs from base 437 to 1552 and encodes 371 amino acids. NCBI's taxonomy places the organism in Eukaryota, Metazoa, Chordata, Actinopteri, Pleuronectiformes, Cynoglossidae. The transcript is spliced from 3 exons. The record is from RefSeq and is a predicted model, not a curated record.
GUUUUGUUGUUUUUUUUUGUUUUUGUUUUUACAUUUCCAGUCUAAAAGAAAGCCAAGUCUUACUGCAGAUAUAAUUUUGGUUCACUUUCUGCAAACACAGACCUCAAACUCACACAGCACAACUGAAUGCACAUGGAUGAACUCAAUGUUUGUGCAUUCUGCACACUGUCUAUGAUGUGCAUUCUUGUUGUGUCUACGUGUGUGCAACCUGUUUUUUGAUGCAGGUGAAGGGGGUGACAGACCACUAAGGCAGAGCUUGUUGCUCGCCUUUAUAAGGCAGGACACCCUACAUUCAUUCAUUCAAUUUUUCAGUGAGUGGUCCAACAAGGACAUUUUCCAAAUGUUUUAUUUAGUAAAACCAAUUCAUUGCUGUUUGAGCUAAGUUUACCUAUUCUACUGUCUCUCUUUAAUAGUGUUAUUAGAACAUCAAAGAACAAUGUGUCUCUUUGAAAAGAUCAAGGACAGUAUUGAGAGCAUUCCUUCUGAACUGUGUCGUACCAUGGAACAAAGUGAGGAAUAUAUCUUUAAUUCUUCCAAGACCAGCAUGUCUCUUAAUGUGCACAGCAACCUCCUCACCCCUGACAAGAUCCCAGAGUUCUGCUUGCCUCCAAGGCUCUCAAGGAGAAAUGUUUUGCAGGAGGCAGAAACACCCUCUUCUCACCUGCUCAGGAAAAACCAAGUACAAAGUGCUUUCUUUAACACCAUGCAGGUAAUGCCAAAGGAUGCCAAAGUAAGGAAUAGCAAUGUAUCAAUGGUUUGUAAGGAUAUGAAGAGACCUCCAUUCUCUGCAGAGAGUUUUGGUCUGGCUGGAAUAUACGAAAGUCCGAACACUCGAAGGAAGGAAUCUUUGUUCCACCCAAAGUUUCCUGCAUACACACUUUACAAAAAAAUCCUCCUGCAGCACACUAUAUCAGAUACUCCCUCAUCUAGCGACUCAUCGCCCCUCGGUUCUCCUUAUUCCUCUAGGUCCUCUGUUUACAUCACAUCAAGCAGAGGUUGUCUUAAAGGAGCCACAUCUUGCCCUGUGUUACCUGGCAGUCAGGAGGAGACUGGCGUAAUGAGGAGAGAGGUUGUCAGUUUACACACCUUUCCAAAUAACCCUCCCAGCUCGUUUGGAAGCUUACUAACCCUAGCUACACCUGUACUCUUCCCACUAGAUGUUCUUCAGUGCCAGGAGAGACUGCUUCGAGAGCAUGUCAUUCCUUUGCAGGGCCGAGGUAAAGUUAGACUCUCUGCUGAAACCACCUUCUCCUCCAACACCAUCUUGGGCCAUUGGAAUGACACUCAAAAACCCCUGAAAUGUGCAGUGACUCUGUGCUUGACAACAGGGAAGUUGCAGUUACAGAAGAGCGCCACCAUUAGGACAAGCCACAGCCCUGUGUUUAAUGAAGAUUUCUACUUCACAGCACUUAGUUGGGAGGACCUGCUGGAACUUCAGCUAAGAGUAAAACUAGUAGAUAAACCUGUCUCUGGGCCACUGAGGAGAAGGACAGUCAUCGGAGUAUUCACUAAACCAUUGUCUCAGUUACUUUAUCUACAAAAAUUAAUUUAGUAGUGACAAUUCACUCCUACAAAUGGAGGAAGGAAUGAGGAACCAGAGACUAUUAGGAAGACGGUAGAUCAGGUUAGAAAGGAUGAAGUUAAA